GAAUCUUUUUAUCGGGGCAAGUCAUUGUUUUGGCAAUGAGUUGUUAUUUCUUGAGAAAGAUUUGAUUUUGUUUUGGGUUCUUGAGAUGAAUUGAUUAUAUGUUGGAGUUAAAAAUCUUGUUGCGUUACUUUUGGUUAUUCAUGAUUCUUGAUGUAUUGAUACACUAUUUGUUUUGGUUUUUGAAUGUUAGUACUAUGUUUGGUGCAUAUUUUACAGUUGUGCUUUUGAUAUACAGCUGGUUUUUGAAGAAGUAUAUACAUAUAUUCUAGCUGAUAUGAUAGAACAUAUGUGUUGUUUUGGUAAUUAGAGGUAGAAUCUAGUACAUGUAUCCAAGUGAUUUGCAAUAGGACUGAAGGCAUUUGUUCUUGAAUAGUUGACAAGAUUUUAUUCAUAUUCUUAGAAGUAGACGGCAGAUGAAAUUGGCAGAAUCUUGAGUUGCCUAAUAUUAAAGCAGUCUAGCACUUUGUUUGGUGAAAAAUGUUUAUGUUGUUAGUAUUGGAACAGCUGACAAUUCCUUUACCUUGGUGGAAGGUUAAGUGUACAUGGAUCUAGUUGGACUUUUGGACAGGUUAGUUUUGAUAGGUCUUUAUGAAGGGUGAAUAUGUUCCAUCUAGUUUUAAUGGGGAGUGGGAUAUAUCUACCACUCAGUUGUCCUCUGGAUUCUGGCCUCUAAUUUGCUAACGUGAGUGCUUCAUAAAUGACUUGAUAUGAUAAAUUGUUCGUUGGCAAGGAUAUCGGCACCGUUAGAGUUAAUUGUUGCGCAAGUCCAUAAAAAAGGGGGUGGGGGGGCUAACGGAACCUUAAAUUGCUUGAAGCCAAGUCGAUGCAUGCCGUAAACUGCAUAAGAAUCUAAAUGAGCUCUCUUCAGUCACAGACAAGAACUGAUGAAGAGAUUUUUUUAAGAGUUUUUUUUAUAAAAAACAAGGUGAAUCUUUCUAGUGUUUAUUUCUGUGAAGGAAAUUGUACUCCUAACCAGUACAAAUAAAAUUUUGCUGUGAAUAUGUUUGGAGGAAAAAAUGGCAAUGCAACAAUUCCUGUAUUUAUUGAUGAAAACAAAGCGCGGUAUCCUACGAAUGCAUCUAAUCAGCUGCAGCUAUUUGGAAACACUUUUUCAAUUUGUGCUAUAGUAUCAGCUGGUGGCACAACUGAUCCAUUAAAUGUUUUUGGGAGAGAGCAUAAUAAUGCAAUGUUUCGACCUAAUAAACGGGGGAGGGAAGCAGAAACUAUUUCCAGGCAGCAAAGGCUUCAGUUUUCCCUGAAUCAGAACACCUGCAAUGAUGAAGCUGACCAAGUUGCAUGUAUCCCAAUUCAAAAUCCUGUAUCUACUGGUCUAAGACUGUCAUAUGAUGACGAUGAGCGGAACUCCUCAAUUACUUCUGGUAGUGGAAGCAUGGCGGCUUCACCACCUAUCAUCUUGUCUCUUGGUGACAACCUUAGGAAUGAACUGGAGCGACAGGAAGAAGAAUUUAAUAACUAUUUCAAAAUUCAGGAGGAAAACUUAGUAAAGGGUGUGAAGGACUUAAAGCAGCGGCAGAUGGUAUCUUUUAUGACAGCUAUUGAGAAAAGUGUUGGUAAGAAGUUGCAUGAGAAAGACUUCGAGAUAGAAAACAUAAAUCGCAAAAACAGGGAACUGAUGGAGAGAAUAAAGCAGGUAGCUGCUGAUGCGCAGAAUUGGCACUACAAGGCCAAGUACAAUGAGUCGCUUGUUAAUAUACUGAAAACAAAUCUCCAACAAACAUUAUCACAGGGUGCUGCACAAAUGAAGGAAGGAUUUGGGGACAGUGAUCUUGACGAUACUGCCUCCUACAUUAACCCAGCUAACUUUCUUGGUGUACCCAGUGUCCCAGGAAGGACGACUUCAGUGAAGAACGGUAAUAUGCUUUGUAAAGUUUGCAACGUCAAAGAAGUUUCUUUCUUAUUGAUGCCCUGUAGACACUUGUGUUUGUGUAAUAAUUGUGAAGGAAGGGUUGUCGCUUGUCCUGUAUGCCAGUCGAUAAAAACUGCGGGUGUCCAGGUUUACUUAUCUUAGAUACCAAACCAUAUAAAACUCGGGAAACGAAAGGUCAUAUAUGAAAGUUGAACGUCUUUUGCUGUAACUAUGAAAUGUAUGCAUGUCCAUGACAUGUUUCUUCAAGAUGGAUUACACCAUCUUGUUAUGACUGUGUCUUGAAAUGCUCUUUGAUAUGGAUAUGUUGCUGACUUGCUUA
This is a messenger RNA of Daucus carota subsp. sativus, 2207 nucleotides long. RefSeq names its product E3 ubiquitin-protein ligase BOI. The record is from RefSeq and is a predicted model, not a curated record. The coding region runs from base 1001 to 2029 and encodes 342 amino acids. The transcript has 4 exons. Gene Ontology annotation, molecular function: ubiquitin-protein transferase activity. Lineage: Eukaryota; Viridiplantae; Streptophyta; Magnoliopsida; Apiales; Apiaceae.